AUUCUGUCCGUGGAGCGGAAGACGUAAUUUUUAUUUUUGUUGUACAUUACACAUUAGUUACGAGUUACGACGUUAAUGUCUACCUGUAACUGAUAAAAAUAUUGUUAAGAAUAUUUACUUUAAAUUUUUGUUUAAAAUGGUGUCAUCGUACGUUAUUUAUGCGGCUGUGCCUAUUUCGGUCGUAGUUGCGGUAGGCUUAAUACGUAAGUGGAGAUCGAGAAGUUGGGCUAAAUGCUCAAGUAACACUUGCUUGAGGGGUAAGACUUUCCUCAUUACUGGAGCGAACAGUGGGAUCGGCUUGGAAACGGCCAAAGCUCUGGUUAAGAGAAAAGCGCGAGUUAUUUUUGCUUGCAGAAAUAUUGAAAAGGCGAAACAGGCAAUAGCUGGAAUUAGGAAAGAACAACCAAUAGGUGGUGAACUUAUUCCAAUGCAAUUAGACCUUGCUUCCUUUGACUCAAUUCAGAACUUUGUGGGAGUAGUCAAGGCUGGAUUUAACAAAAUAGAUGUCCUCAUAAAUAAUGCCGGUGUUUCAAUACCGUUGAAGGAAGAUCUAAAAACUAAGGAAGGUUUUGAAAUACACGUUGGAGUCAAUCACUUAGGACAUUUCUAUCUCACAUACUUACUUUUAGAUCUGUUGAAAAGAGCUUCACCGAGCAGAGUUGUCGUUGUAUCAUCUACGUUACACGAAAGGGGUAAAUUGGACUUCAGUGAUUUAAACCUAAGAGGUGCAAUUGAAGAGGCUAAGAAAGGAAAAGCGGAUCGUCAUAACGCUGGCUACUGUAAUUCUAAGUUAAUGAAUGCAUAUUUCGCCCGUGGUUUGUCUGCUAAGUUGAAGAGCUCUGGAGUGGACGUUAAUGCCUGUUGUCCUGGAUUCUGCUACACCAAUUUAUUUAGAUACUUCGUGCGAUGGUACCAUUACAUACUAAUGGCUCCAAUCGCGUUGUUCUUUAUGAGGUCAGCUAAACAGGGUUCGGAAACCGUGGUGUACUGUGCAACAGAUUACAGAAUCGAAGGACACACCGGUAAAUUCUACCGCGACUGCGCCGAAUAUAAUUCCAAAUAUCCUUUUACCAAGGAGGAAGAAACAAAACUCUGGUCGAUCAGCGAAGAAAUGAUAAAAGCUAGAAAACCGGUGAAAAACUAAAGCGAUUUUUAUAUAAUAUUUUUUGUUCUAAAUAAUUUGUAUGUUUUAUGGGAAAAAUGUUAUCGGUUUCACUAUGUAUAAAAAUCUGUGAAGUUAUACUUCUUUUGGCGGGUUUAGGAAAAAAUUAUUAGAGUAAAUUUUUACGAUGCGCGCGCGCAC
Melitaea cinxia (Glanville fritillary) is the source of this 1303-nucleotide messenger RNA. RefSeq names its product retinol dehydrogenase 14-like. Bases 137 to 1144 code for a protein of 335 amino acids. NCBI's taxonomy places the organism in Eukaryota, Metazoa, Arthropoda, Insecta, Lepidoptera, Nymphalidae. The transcript has 5 exons. The record is from RefSeq and is a predicted model, not a curated record.